AUGACUAAUAUCACCACAAAGGGUCUCCUGGCUGUCCCCUUCGUGCUCAACUCACAGCCAGCCGUUGACUAUGACGAUGCCAAAACCCAAAGCCUCGACACCAUGGCGAGAUCAGCACGUCAGAGAUAUGCGGAGAUCUUUCGAGAUGUUGAAGAUCUAAUCAUUGAUGAGAUCAACCAUCAGGCUUCCCCGAACACCAAAUCUAAGCUCAAUAUGUUAGUACCGACCAUCUCAGCAUUCUUCACACCACUCGCGCUGGAAGAUGCAUUUUAUCACCAGGACUCGAUACGAGCCAUCUCUUCUCGGCGGUUUGUGGCCCCCUCAUUCAACGACAUCAGGCUCAUCCUCAAUACCGCACAAAUCAUGGCUAUGAUGCGGCCCAAGCUAUACCGCUCACUCAAUGUGAAGCUUUCUCCUGGCUUGGAGUUGCUGACAUUCGAUGGUGAUGUAACGCUGUACGAGGAUGGCGCAUCUCUCCACUCACCAGAAGCUAACCCCGUCAUUUAUCGACUGCUGCAUUUCCUCGCCCAUGAUGUCCGCAUCGGGAUCGUCACGGCAGCAGGAUACACUCAACCAGAACGUUAUUUCGAUCGCUUGUCUGGGCUGCUGGUGGCCGUGAAACAGUCUACCACACUGACACCUAAGCAAAAAUCUAACCUCAUCAUAAUGGGUGGAGAAUCGAAUUUUCUUUUGGUAUUCGACGAGAAGGCAGAGCAUUGUCUACGAUAUGUACAUCGACGAGAAUGGGUGAUUGACGCCAUGAGGGAUUGGUCCGAGACUUCUAUGCAGUCACUCUUGGACGUAGCGGAAGCCGCCUUCCAUUCGUGCAUUCGAACCCUACACCUACAAGCCAAGGUCCUCCGAAAAGAAAAGGCGGUCGGGAUCUACGCCGCAGAUCAGUCUCAAAAGCUCACCCGAGAACAACUGGAAGAAACUGUCUUGGUGGUGCAGCAAGUAGUCGAGUCUACGAUAAGUGCAUCCAGUACUGGCGAACCAGCUCCGCACGCCAGCAUUCCAUUUACGGUGUUCAAUGGCGGAGCGGAUGUCUUUUGUGACAUCGGAGACAAAUCAUUGGGGGUUCAAGCAUGCCAGAAAUGGUUUGGAGGCAUCCUGCCAUCUCGGACACUGCACGUAGGCGACCAGUUCUUGAGCGGAGGAGGAAAUGAUUUCAAAGCACGUAGUGCUUGUUGUUGUGCCUGGAUCGCCAGUCCUGCGGAGACGGUGUCGUUAUUGGAUGAGAUGAUAGCAUUGCAAGCGAAGGUAUCGUAA
This is a messenger RNA of Exophiala oligosperma, 1269 nucleotides long. RefSeq lists its product as uncharacterized. Gene Ontology annotation, molecular function: magnesium ion binding. The coding region runs from base 1 to 1269 and encodes 422 amino acids. Gene Ontology annotation, biological process: inosine salvage; nucleotide metabolic process; nicotinic acid riboside biosynthetic process. The transcript is spliced from 2 exons. The record is from RefSeq and is a predicted model, not a curated record. Lineage: Eukaryota; Fungi; Ascomycota; Eurotiomycetes; Chaetothyriales; Herpotrichiellaceae.